Exophiala aquamarina CBS 119918 is the source of this 645-nucleotide messenger RNA. RefSeq lists its product as uncharacterized. Gene Ontology annotation, molecular function: mRNA binding. Gene Ontology annotation, cellular component: preribosome, large subunit precursor; nucleolus. The coding region runs from base 1 to 645 and encodes 214 amino acids. NCBI's taxonomy places the organism in Eukaryota, Fungi, Ascomycota, Eurotiomycetes, Chaetothyriales, Herpotrichiellaceae. The transcript has a single exon. Gene Ontology annotation, biological process: ribosomal large subunit biogenesis; intracellular mRNA localization. The record is from RefSeq and is a predicted model, not a curated record.
AUGGCGCCAAAGCCUCCAACCUCCAAGACCACCAGCAAGGUGCGCAGCAAGAACCCCAUGGCCCGAAAAUCAGCAACCGCAGGCUCAUCGACUCAAUCCAAAACCAAAGUGCACCGACCGACGAAGCAAAUCAAAACCAAACCCGCCGCGACCUCCCUCUCCGCGUCCAAGCGCCCUUCGAAGAAGAAACAGCGCGUGUACACCGACAAGGAACUCCAGCUCCCAGCCCUCAACAUGAUCACGCCAGCCGGGGUGGUGAAGCCCGCGCGGGGCAAGAAAAAGGGCAAGGUGUUCAUCGACGACCAGGAGUCAAUGAUGACGAUCCUCGCGCUGGUGAAUGCGCAGAAGGAAGGCCAGAUCGAAAGCAAGAUCAUGCGGGAACGCCAGUUGGAGGAGGUCAGGGAAGCGAGGCGCAAGGAGGCCGAGAAGAGGAAGGAUGGCAAGAGGGAGAUGCUCGAAGGGAAGAUGGCGGAGGUCAAGAGGAAGAGAAAGACUGGGAGUGCGAGUGCGAGUGCGAAUGAGCGCGGAAGCGGAAGCGGAAGCAGAAGUGAUGACAAGAAAGGUGGGCGCUUGCCGGAUGUCAGUACACCGGCACCGGACGAGAAAAAGAAGCAGAAGUCGAAGAAGCGGGUUUCGUUCGCGUGA